AUGACUUCAAGCAUAUUUGAUGAAGACCCUGAUGAUUUGAUAAUACUAGGAGAAAUACAAAAGUCUGUCUUGCACUUUUCACCUGUGAAUGAAAUGAAGAAGAAAGAAUAUUGCACAAAGUUAAACAUUCAACAGAUCACACCCACUUCUGAUAAUGAAGGUCAAACAUGUCAACCUAUUGAACAUCCAUGUACAAUCAAACAUGUAACGGGUGAUGGAAAUUGCUUCUUUCGUGCCAUAUCAUUUUGUGUAUCAGGAAACGAGAACAACCACUUACUUGUGAGAAAAGCUAUUGUUGUUCAUCUUUUGAAAAACAAGAACAGAUUUGGGACACGUGUGAGAGAUGGUUUUGCCAACGUUUCAGAUUACGUGACAAAGAGCAAAGUAUUUCAAAAGGGUACCUGGGCUACCGAAAUGGAGAUUAUGGUUUUGGCGAAUUUGAUUGAAACUGAUAUAUACAUAUAUGACGAGCAGAACGCUAAAUGGAGUAUAUUUUCGGGCAAGGAUGUACAACUUGGAGUGGUUACCUCUGACAAAGGAAUUUACUUGAGACAUACUCAACGUAUACAUUACGAUGUUGUUUUGUCAGUACAAUCAUUUCACUGCGAUAAUUCCAACGAACAGUACAUUGGAAAUGAAAACGAAAACACACUUGCAACUGAUGCUCCACAAUAUCAAGAGAAAUGCACAAAUGAUAGUGAUAAUAUAAACAUUCCCAUCAAUGGUUUGCAAACAGUUGAGGCUCCCCAAAAAAGCAUCCAUGUAAUUUCAGUGACCGAUGAAAGUGAAAAGAAAAUUGGAUCGUCUGUUGCUCCAAAAGUAUCUAUGUUAAUUAGACAAAAGACAUCGAAUGUUUGUGAGACUUCUGAAAGAAAAGGCAUGAAACAAACGAGUAAAACAAACAAGGUGGACAAAGCCUAUAAGCAAAAGUGUCAUGAAAGUCGUACAACAAAUGACCCAUCCCAGUUUCAGAAAAAAAUACGCACAGAAUACCACUUCAAUCCUAUAUCCUAUGAGAAUGCCAGUCCUACGGAUAAAACCCAGUCAAACGAACAUAACAAAACGGGUACGAAGGUAAAUUUACAAAAAACGAUUAUUGCUCAGGGAACGUUCAAUCAGGGCCAUCCAAGAUUUGGCAAUUCAAGCGGAAAACAAUGUGCAUAUGGUGAUAACAACAUCCAUAAGAAAACUUUAUCACUUUUUGACUGCUUCACUGACACAGGUACAAUCAAGGAUUUCAUGCCAUGGCUGAUGACCUAA
Strongylocentrotus purpuratus (purple sea urchin) is the source of this 1260-nucleotide messenger RNA. RefSeq names its product OTU domain-containing protein 3-like. The record is from RefSeq and is a predicted model, not a curated record. Bases 1 to 1260 code for a protein of 419 amino acids. Gene Ontology annotation, molecular function: cysteine-type deubiquitinase activity. Lineage: Eukaryota; Metazoa; Echinodermata; Echinoidea; Camarodonta; Strongylocentrotidae. Gene Ontology annotation, biological process: protein deubiquitination. The transcript has 2 exons.